UUCAAACUUAACCCUCAGGGCCUCAAUAACGUAAAACCUCCCGGAGUAUGUCGACGUGGCAGAUAUUUGUCGAUGCUGGAAACACUUUCCGGUGGGAUAUCUCCGAUCUAUAUCGCGAGAAAGAGGAACCGGAAGAUUCCGUAUCUCAAGAACCUGCGAUCGAACAUCGCCUCCCUUCCAUGGCGGAUCUCUUACUUCAAGAUUGUUCAAAGUUACUGGAGAAUGGGGAGGGAAAUGCGGAGAGUCCACCCAUGUUUCGAACUGGACUCGGAAAAUCUGUUGCAGUGACGAAGUCUUCAAUAUCUAAAGCACGGUCUAUACUCGGAGAUGUAGAUAUUGAGGUUAAUGAUCUAGGUAUUUGUUUUGCCAUUUCAUUUUUUACAGUUUUUAUUCACAAGGCAGCUGAAAUUUGGGGACAUAAAUUGGAUCAGAGAAAAGCACAAAUUUUAAUGUUCUAAAUCUAAUUUGUUUUGAAAUUCGUUUUUUCCUUUGGUGAAACCAGCAUUAGGUUCAUUCACCUACCUGAUAAAUAUCAGCUUGACUUUUUCUUCGCGUCAUCGACAGUACUAUUUUAUUUCUAGCUAUAUGCAGCUUUCAUAGUUGAUUUUCAUAUAACUCCUCAGUUCUAAUAAUUAGUAAGAUUUUGAAACAGAGGGCCUCUCACAUGCUGAUGCUCAAGUCUAUUUUGGCUGAACUAAAGCCAAAGUUUCUAACCCCCUAAUAGUUCUGGGUUCGAAUCAUGGGUAUAUAUGUACAGGAAUCCUUAUUUUCUUUUCACAACCCACUUCGUUCAUUUACAACAAAAUCGUAUAGAUUUAGAUAUUGGAUUGGAUUGGAUUGGUAAGAAUUAAUUGAAAAAUAUAAUAUUGUAUUUUUAACAUUUGAAAUAGUGAAAAACUUAAAAAAUUAUUUUCCCACAUGUAAUUAUCAAUUAAGUCCUUGUUAAAUGGCCAUUAUUGAGAAAAAUGAUGUUUGAAUAGUGAUUUUUUAGAGAAUAUAUGGCUAAAAGUUACGAAAAAGUUGUGUUUAGGUGCAAAAUUUUAUUGUAUAAAUGUAUGAUUGAAAAUGAGAGUGAGAAUUAAAGGUUUUUGUUUUAAAGGGAGACAAACUGUAGCUAAAUAGAAAAAACAACUGAUGAAGGGAAAUUUUUUUGAAUGCAUUACUUUUACCUAGAAUAUUAAUUAACCAAAAAAAACAA
Olea europaea var. sylvestris is the source of this 1198-nucleotide messenger RNA. RefSeq names its product protein BREAST CANCER SUSCEPTIBILITY 2 homolog B-like. The record is from RefSeq and is a predicted model, not a curated record. The transcript is spliced from 2 exons. Lineage: Eukaryota; Viridiplantae; Streptophyta; Magnoliopsida; Lamiales; Oleaceae. The coding region runs from base 48 to 458 and encodes 136 amino acids.